Messenger RNA from Osmerus eperlanus (European smelt), 3087 nucleotides. RefSeq names its product gap junction protein, alpha 5a (gene gja5a). The record is from RefSeq and is a predicted model, not a curated record. Gene Ontology annotation, molecular function: gap junction channel activity involved in atrial cardiac muscle cell-AV node cell electrical coupling. Bases 386 to 1531 code for a protein of 381 amino acids. NCBI's taxonomy places the organism in Eukaryota, Metazoa, Chordata, Actinopteri, Osmeriformes, Osmeridae. The transcript has 2 exons. Gene Ontology annotation, cellular component: connexin complex. Gene Ontology annotation, biological process: cell-cell signaling; heart development; atrial cardiac muscle cell to AV node cell communication by electrical coupling.
UGAUGCAGCUGCUUUUCUUUCCAUACACCCUGUGUCUGCGAGCAUUCAGGUCCCAGGACGACUCAUACAACAAACUCUUCACUGCUGCAGAACUCUACUUUCUAGCUUGUUUGAAACUUCUCUUCCCAUCACCGGUCAGCAUCAGUCUGCUGGUGGGUGUCCUGGAGAAACUGCAACACCAUAUCUGACCACCAAUUUUCUACAUCCACCCUGCCGACCUCAAGUCCUCCCUGCGGCCCUCUGGAAUCUCCAGUCCAGAUCCUGACCUGACAUACUGAGCUUGGAGGAAGAAGAGAAGUUCUCUGAAACAGAGGACAACAGGAGGAGACUGACCACAGUGAGAGAGAUCCGGAUCAUCUGUCAACAGACAGACAGGUGAGCAGUGAUGGGGGACUGGAGCCUCCUGGGGAACAUUCUGGAAGAAGUCCAGGAACACUCCACCUCAGUGGGGAAAGUGUGGCUGACUGUCCUCUUCAUCUUCAGGAUCCUGGUCCUUGGCACGGCCGCAGAGUCCUCCUGGGGCGACGAGCAAUCCGACUUCCUGUGUGACACCCAGCAGCCUGGCUGCACCAACGUGUGUUACGACCGGGCCUUCCCCAUCGCUCACAUCCGCUACUGGGUGCUGCAGAUUGUGUUUGUGUCCACGCCCUCGUUGAUAUACAUGGGCCAUGCCAUGCACACGGUCAGGAGAGAAGAGAAGCGGCGACGCAAGGAGCAGGAGGAGAGGAGAGAAGAUGGGGAGGACACUGAGGGGGAGAAGGAGUACCUCCAGCAGAAGGAGCAGUCUUUGGAGGUGCCGGGGCGCAUCCGCCUACGUGGGGCACUGUUACAGACCUACAUCCUCAGCAUCCUCAUUAGGACGGUGAUGGAGGUGACCUUCGUUGUGAUUCAGUACAUGAUCUAUGGAGUGUUCCUCAGGGCACUGUAUCACUGCAAGGCCUGGCCCUGUCCCAACCCAGUCAACUGCUACAUGUCCAGACCCACAGAGAAGAACGUCUUCAUUGUCUUCAUGCUGGUGGUGGCAGGCGUGUCCCUGCUCCUCUCUGUGAUUGAGCUCUAUCACCUGGGCUGGAGGCGAGCCAGGAAGUGUCUGAGAAAUCGAGCCCUUCAGAAGUCCGCCAUCAACAAUGCUGUAGCCGUACCUGAUGCCAUGGAACGAACCUCUGUGCCCUGCGCCUCCCCCCUGUCCUGCACGCCUCCCCCUGAUUUCAGCGAGUGCCUGACAUCGCCACAGGCGAUGAGUCCAAUGACCUCCUCAAUGACCUCUCACCCCUUCAACCAGCGCAUGGCGCAGCAGCAGAACUCUGCCAACAUGGCAACUGAGCGCCAUCACAGCCUCGACCACCUGGAGCAUCACCACGACAACGUGGAGGUGGAAGGGAGAUUCCUGAGGAUGAGCUAUGACCAGGUUCCCACUAGCUGCUCGCCUCCACCUGCUCUAUCGCAUGCUGGGUACGUAAAGGACAAACGACGUCUCAGCAAGACCAGCGGGACGAGCAGCUGGGUCCGUCCUGACGACUUGGCCAUUUAGGAGCACAUGUAGGGGUAUAGGUGGGGGAGAAUGGGAAGUCUGGGGGAAUAAAAAGAAUGUCUGCUCUCUCAGAACGACAGAGAGAAAGAUGGGAAGUGAGGGGUUAAAGAGUGGUGUAGAGUUUCAGAUACAACAUUGCUGGACCUAGUCUCAAAAGUAGGGGGAACCAGAAAGAUAUAAGGAGAUUUGUUUUAACCAUGGACACUAGUGAGGACCAGAAAAGCAACAGCGGCCCCAGAAAGGUGGGACCUGCAGCAAACUCUGGAGAACAAUGAAGAGAAUGUGUGGGCCUAAGACUACCAAGAGAGAGAGUUAAAUCUGUGUCUGUGUCCUCAAAAAGAAGGUUGGAUACGGAGAACAGCAGCAUACAAAACAAAACACUACGAGCAAUGUGAAACUUGCUGACCUUGGUGGAAAGACAAGAACAUGUUUGAUCUUUUUUACGUUGACUUAUAAUGCAGUAAAAAUUAUGUUGAAAUUAGGAAAAAACUUGAAGCCAUUUCACAAUUAAUUUCUUGAUAUUUCUGAGUAUUACAGUAGUUCUACGGUCAACUCGCCAUUCAUCUGCACACACACACAGUCAGGUAGAAGAACAUCCAUAAUCCUAUGAGUUAUGACCAUGGACCUUGCAAUGACGCAGGUUAUCCUCAGUUGUCAUGCGGCUGUCAGCUUUAAACUUGAAAGUGAAAUAGUGACACACGUCAGUAUUUAUUAAUUGUGUCUGCUUCAAAUAGCCACAGCUAUCUAUGUGUUUGAAUCCUGACUUUUUGGGGAACCUGGAACAGGAAGUACUUAUCUCUCGGAACGGAGAAUAACAGGUGCAAUGUGGAAAGCAAAUGCUGAAUGCCAUAAGAGUUUAAACGCUGAAUGACGCUGAAUUAUGCAAUAAACUAUGCAGUAAAAUAUGACGCUGAUCGUUUUUGAGAAUGUGGGUGUACUCUGAGAAAGUGUCUAAAGGCACACUAAAUAGAAGACAGGGUUUAUAUCCUCCAGAGUAUCAUCUUAGAUCGGAAAACACUUUUUAAAAUACAUUAUUAGUAUUAGACUAUGCAUUUGAAAUUUCAUUUCAGUCAAGCCAAAGCCAAACAGAAGGAUGUCUGUCAAAUCCUGGCGUUUGCUGGUGGUUUAUGUUUUGACCACUAGAUGGAGACAUUUCUUUUGCGCUUAUCUUUUUCGUCAGUAUUAAGACUGUGGUUGAGACCUACUUGAAUAGUGGUAAAGCCAUAUUGUAUCAAUUCAUGAACUAUUAUAUCAAUUGUUUUGUUGAAGUACUCCUCAUAUUGAAUAAUUGUGUGUCAACAGUAAAGUAGAAGUAUGGCAAGUCUAUGAUACCCUAUAGCCAACGGCUUUUGCACUGAGGUUUAUGAGACUCGGGAAACGGGAUACAUAGUUCCUUCUACUUGGGACAAGAAUCAAUCCAACUCGACGUAAGCUUAUAAUAACUACUUUAAUUAUAAUAACUACUUUUUUGGAUUCACGGAUUACUGUACCAUAUCAACUGUCUAUCAAUACUUUUUUCAAUUAAAUCUGCAAUAAAAUAAAAUACCUCCCCGCAU